Molecule: messenger RNA, 1434 nt
Organism: Lachancea fermentati
Lineage: Eukaryota; Fungi; Ascomycota; Saccharomycetes; Saccharomycetales; Saccharomycetaceae
Source: the annotation of a GenBank genome assembly
AUGAAGAUCAAAACUAUAAGCAGGAGUGCUGAUGAUUAUGUUCCAGUGAAGAGUACUCAAGAAUCUCAACUGCCACGUAACUUGGAUCCCGCGCUCCACCCAUUUGAAAGAGCACGGGAAUAUACUAAGGCGCUGAACGCCACUAAAUUAGAAAGGAUGUUCGCUAAGCCAUUUGUCGGACAGCUUGGAUAUGGUCAUCGGGAUGGGGUUUAUGUUAUUGCAAAGAAUUACCAUGUUUUGAAUAAAUUAGCCACGGCAUCGGCUGAUGGCAUUAUCAAGUAUUGGAAUAUGUCGACUCGAGAAGAGAUAUGCUCCUAUAAGGCACAUUAUGGGCUUGUGACAGGUCUUUGUGUAAGUCCACAGCAUUUGUCGAAACAUUCUAAGGAUAAUUAUAUGCUUUCUUGUGGAGAUGAUCGAACUGUCAAAUUGUGGUCAGCAAACACAGAUGACUUUUCAGGCAACGAAAAUGAUAAGCUGGAUUCAGGCAAGGGCUUACUAAAAACGUUUCAUGGUGAAUAUGCGUUUCAGGGCCUAGACCAUCAUAGAGAGAAGUCAAAUUUUGUUACUGGCGGUGCAGAGAUACAGCUUUGGGAUACAAGUAGAACAAAGCCGUUAACAAAUCUGUCAUGGGGUGCUGACAAUGUUACGUCCGUCAAAUUCAAUCAAAAUGAGACUGAUAUCCUUGCUAGCACUGGUAGCGAUAACUCUAUUGUCUUGUACGAUUUAAGAACGAAUUCUCCUACUCAGAAAUUUGUUCAAAGAAUGAGAACAAACGCAAUUUGUUGGAAUCCUAUGGAAGCCUAUAAUUUUGCAGUUGCUAACGAGGAUCAUAACGCAUAUUACUAUGACAUGAGAAAUCUUUCUCGCGCGCUACAUGUGUACAAAGAUCAUGUUAGCGCAGUUAUGGAUGUCGACUUUUCUCCAACUGGUGAGGAAAUUGUUACCGGCUCAUAUGAUAAGACAAUCAGGAUUUUCAAUGUAAAGCACGGUCACUCCAGGGAAAUCUAUCACACAAAGAGAAUGCAGCAUGUGUUCCAGGUGAAAUACACCAUGGAUAGCAAGUAUAUUGUAAGUGGCUCUGAUGAUGGUAAUGUUAGACUGUGGAGAGCUAGCGCUUGGGAGAGGUCCUCAGUGAAGACUACUCGUGAGAAGAACAAAUUAGAAUACGAUGAAAAACUCAAAGAAAGAUUCAAGAAUAUGCCCGAAAUCAAAAGAAUUAGUAGACAUAGGCAUGUUCCUAAAGUUAUUAAAAAGGCUCAAGAAAUUAAAAAAGUUGAGCUGGAUAGCUUGAAGAGAAGAGAAACUAAUGAGAGAAAAACCCGAAAGGAUAUGCCAUUUGUGCCUGAGAGAAAAAAACAAAUCGUAGGUGUAGUCCACAAGUAUGACGGGAAAAGAAAAAUGAAUACCGACAAUGACAAUGACGACGAUAAUUAA